Molecule: messenger RNA, 2349 nt
Organism: Symphalangus syndactylus (siamang)
Lineage: Eukaryota; Metazoa; Chordata; Mammalia; Primates; Hylobatidae
Gene: BCAP31
Product: B cell receptor associated protein 31
Biological process (GO): intracellular protein transport; endoplasmic reticulum to Golgi vesicle-mediated transport
Cellular component (GO): endoplasmic reticulum; endoplasmic reticulum membrane
Source: RefSeq, a predicted model, not a curated record
GGGCGCUUCCGGUUUCCGGCCGCGGGAUGAGGGGCGGGGCCGGGGCUGCUGUGGGAGAGUUGGGUUGCUGCGGCGGGGCCUGCACGCUGACUGUGGGAAACUCGGAAACAAGCUCACAUCUCCCUGUGGGAAACCUUCUAGCAACAGGAUGAGUCUGCAGUGGACUGCAGUUGCCACCUUCCUCUAUGCGGAGGUCUUUGUUGUGUUGCUUCUCUGCAUUCCCUUCAUUUCUCCUAAAAGAUGGCAGAAGAUUUUCAAGUCCCGGCUGGUGGAGUUGGUAGUGUCCUAUGGCAACACCUUCUUUGUGGUUCUCAUUGUCAUCCUUGUGCUGUUGGUCUUCGAUGCCGUGCGCGAAAUUCGGAAGUAUGAUGAUGUGACCGAAAAGGUGAACCUCCAGAACAAUCCUGGGGCCAUGGAACACUUCCACAUGAAGCUUUUCCGUGCCCAGAGGAAUCUCUACAUUGCUGGCUUUUCCUUGCUGCUGUCCUUCCUGCUUAGACGCCUGGUGACUCUCAUCUCGCAGCAGGCCACACUGCUGGCCUCCAAUGAAGCCUUUAAAAAGCAGGCGGAGAGUGCUAGUGAGGCGGCCAAGAAGUACAUGGAGGAGAAUGACCAGCUCAAGAAGGGAGCUGCUAUUGAUGGAGGCAAGUUGGAUGUCGGGAAUGCUGAGGUGAAGUUGGAGGAAGAGAACAGGAGCCUGAAGGCUGACCUGCAGAAGCUAAAGGACGAGCUGGCCAGCACUAAGCAAAAACUAGAGAAAGCUGAAAACCAGGUUCUGGCUAUGCGGAAGCAGUCUGAGGGCCUCACCAAGGAGUACGACCGCUUGCUGGAGGAGCAUGCAAAGCUGCAGGUCAGCCCUCCCGUAUUGCUGCGCCCAGGGCAGGAGAGCAGAACAGGAUGAGGCAGCCCCUGUGGGUGCGGAGGGAACCUUCCAGGGGCCGGCUGCCCUCUCCCCCACUCCCCCUGGCCACCUCUGCCCUACUGAGUGGGACCCUUCACCGGGCAGGAGAGGGGUGGCCUGGCAGCAGAUGUAGGCACUUGCCGAGGCGGCCCUCAGGAGUGGCACUGGCUCACUAGGCUCUGAGCCUUCCUACCUUCGUUCUCAGGCUCAGUCCAUGGUUUGGGGCCCGGUCAAGAGCAAAGAAGCAGGUGAAACUCUGGGACCCACUGCUGGCCUUCUUUCCUAGAGUGCUGGGGGGUGACGUAGGGCAAAGAUCUCUGGGCAAGUGAGGGCACAAGGUGUCAAAAAGGCACCUCCCCUAGCAGGUGCUAGUUGUGGCCAUCACCUGCUGCCCUAGGCCUGAUCCGAGUCCUCAGACUAGCUUGGGUGCACCAGGCCGCAUCUGGAAGCCCAGGUGGUCUUGACGUUGGGAGUGAGGGCCACAUAAAUACUCCUAACUUUGGACAGCUGGCCUCAGUGCUUGGUGGCCCAAGUUUGGGCACCACAGCAGGUGGGGAGGAAGGGUCCAGCCUCAAAGGGGGCACCCAUGCCCUCUGUAUAGGGCAGGCUUGGCAGGCGGGACUUGGGCUUCGAGGGCACCUGUCAAAGGUGUGCAGAGUUGGGAAGGGCCUGAUCAGGUCUUGAAGGGGACUGGAUGCCUUGCUGUUCUCUGCAGCCAGGACUCAGCCCCCAGUGAGGUCCUGGCAGUCCUGCCUGGCUGGCGUUAGGUCCAGGGCUUUCCCUAGAGUGUGGGCCAGUGCUGACGCUCCCACCCUGGCAGGCCUUUGGGUGCAGCUGGGGAGGGGCCCCUUGCUCACUUGAAUAGCUGUCGUUAGGAGAGAGGGGAACUGAUUUGGACCUCUGGGGCAUGGGGCUGGAGGUGGCAGGGGAGGAGUGGACCCGGCCAACCUACUGCUGUGGGAUUUCUGUCCCUUUCCAGGCUGCAGUAGAUGGUCCCAUGGACAAGAAGGAAGAGUAAGGGCCUCCUUCCUCCCCUGCCUGCAGCUGGCUUCCACCUGGCACGUGCCUGCUGCUUCCUGAGAGCCUGGCCUCUCCCUCCAGUACUUCUGUUUGUGCCCUUCUGCUUCCCCCAUUCCCCUCCACAGCUCAUAGCUCGUCGUCUCAGCCCUUGCCCACACUCUCCAAGCACAUUACAGGGGACCUGAUUGCUACACGUUCAGAAUGCGUUUGCUGUCAUCCUGCUUGGCCUGGCGCAGCCCUGGCUUCCAUGCCUGAGCGUGGAGGGCACGAGUUAGUUGUAGUCCGGCUUGCGGUGGGGCUGACUUCUUGUUGGUUUGAGCCCCUUUUUGUUUUGCCCUCUGGGUGUUUUCUUUGGUCCCGCAGGAGGGUGGGUGGAGCAGGUGGACUGGAGUUUCUCUUGAGGGCAAUAAAAGUUGUCAUGGUGUGUA